GUGUGGAUUGACACAUCAGCUCCUUUUAGGUUUGACUGUUAACUUGUUAAAGUCUUAAAACAGCUGGUGAAAUGUCGGACGCUUUGCUGCAGUGGUGUGUGGACCAGUUACACCACAAGUUUGGACUGGAGGCAUCUGAAGACAUCGUCCAAUACAUUCUGUCCAUCGAAAAAGCUGAAGAGAUUGAGGAGUAUGUGGGAGACCUCCUUCAGGGCACAGAUGGGAGAAAAAGGCACUUUAUAGAUGAACUCCUCAGCAGGUGGAAGAAGACCCAACGACAGUCCCCAGAUAACGCUGGUCUUUUUCUUUUUAAAGAAUCAGUGUCACCAAUAGAUUCACAGGACAUGACCAAAGAUUCCCAGAAAAAGUCCAAACGCAAGGGUCGGAACAAACAAGAGGUGAUGACUGUGAGCCAAACAGAACCUGAGCCGGAGACAGUUAAGACCCCCAUUGAUCUCAUGAGGGCUCAAGAAAGCAGCAGUACUUCUUCAACAAAGAAGAAAACUAAGUUUGUCAAUCUCUAUGCACAAGAGGGACAGGACAAGCUGGCUGUCUUACUCCCUGGUCGACAUGGCUGUGAUUGCCUUGCUCAAAGGCACAAACUCAUCAACAACUGCAUCAGCUGUGGUCGCAUUGUCUGUGAGCAAGAGGGCUCUGGACCAUGCCUCUUCUGUGGUAGCCUGGUCUGCACCAAAGAGGAGCAGGAGAUCCUGCAACGAGACUCCAACAAAAGCCAGAAACUAAGAAAGAAGCUUAUGGGAGACUGUGGAGAAAGAGAUUAUCUGCCACAUCAAGAGGCCAGGAUGAAGGCUGGCUUGGAGAAAGCUGUCCAGCACAAAGAAAAACUGUUGGAAUUUGACAGAAAUAGUGUCAGGAGAACCCAGGUUCUGGAUGAUGAGUCAGACUACUUUGCCACUGAAUCCAAUCAGUGGUUGUCACCCGGUGAGCGAGAUAAGCUCAGGAAAAAGGAAGAGGAGCUAAGAGAACUUCGCCAUGCAUCUCGCAAAGACAGGAAGAUCACAUUGGACUUUGCUGGUAGACAAGUGAUUGAUGAGGGAAACAACCUCAACGAUUACUACACCAAAUUGGAUGAGACCCUCAAGGCUAUGAACACUGGCUCUACAUCGAAAUCAACAAUGUACUCUGCAAGACAAGGUGGACGGCAGAGCCUUGGAGACCUAGUCAACCCCAACAUCAUGCAGAGCGCGCCAGAAUGGGUGAAUGUUGGAGGCAGUGAAAACUACAAGAGGAACUUGGACAAGGGACAGAGUUUGGCAAAGGACAAAGGAGGAGAAGAUCGUUCUAGGUUGCGGCUACAAGACAAAGAGCUGCAGGAGAUGGCUGAUGGGGGUUGGUGCCUCAGCAUGCAUCAGCCAUGGGCCUCACUGCUGGUCAAAGGCAUCAAGAAAGUUGAGGGGAGGACCUGGUACACGUCCCACAGAGGUCGUCUUUGGAUUGCUGCUGCAGCCAAGAAUCCCACCCCUCAGGAGAUUGCUGAGGUGGAGGGCAUGUACCGCCACAUCAGCAGAAAAGAGCCCAGGUUUCCUAAAGACUACCCCACUGGCUGCCUGCUGGGCUGUGUUAACGUGACUGACUGCCUCUCUCAGGAGCAGUUCAAACAACAGUUCUCUGAUACCUGUGAGGAGUCCGCUUCCCCAUUCGUCUUCAUCUGCAACAACCCCCAGGAGCUGCUGGUGAAAUUCCCCAUGAAAGGGAAGCACAAGAUCUGGAAGCUGGAGAGUCACUACCACCAGGGUGCCAAGAAGGGGCUGGUCCCAUCAGCUGCAGAAUGACAUCAGAGGAGGAAAACUGUCUGAUUGACCACAGUUCAAGAGGAAAUAGCAAAUCAUGUUUUCUUUCUGUAAAAGUUGGCCGCCCUCUCUGCUGGGCUCCUAUCAAGAAUCAGUACUGAAAAUAAAACAUGGUUGCAUUUGCUUUUGCUCUUCUCUAAUUCCAAAUAAAAUUUUGUCAAAAUGAAAAUAAUAAAAGUAUGUUUUAAUGAGGAUGUCAUCUUUCAUUGCCUGGUUUCUCAAAGCAGAAAAGAUAAAUUAGAAAUUCCUAGAAACAUCUUACGCAACAGCAAAGGAAGCAAAUAUUUUAGCUUCAUUUCUAAUCAAAAACCUAUUGACCACAGUCACAGCAGCUGACCCUCUCCCCUCCCCGCAAGAGGCAGGCCUGUCAUUACCAAUCCCACACAUAAGGCCACAUUUAAACCAGCCAUAGAACUGGGUAAAAAUUCAGCCGUCUCAUUAAAUUCAAUGAGACAAUUGCAUUGCCGCAGCAGGAGUAAUGACAUAAAGG
Messenger RNA from Scomber scombrus (Atlantic mackerel), 2301 nucleotides. RefSeq names its product thyroid hormone receptor interactor 4 (gene trip4). Gene Ontology annotation, molecular function: zinc ion binding. Gene Ontology annotation, cellular component: nucleus. Bases 72 to 1793 code for a protein of 573 amino acids. The transcript is spliced from 13 exons. The record is from RefSeq and is a predicted model, not a curated record. NCBI's taxonomy places the organism in Eukaryota, Metazoa, Chordata, Actinopteri, Scombriformes, Scombridae. Gene Ontology annotation, biological process: regulation of DNA-templated transcription.